Messenger RNA from Zasmidium cellare ATCC 36951, 1614 nucleotides. RefSeq lists its product as uncharacterized. The record is from RefSeq and is a predicted model, not a curated record. Gene Ontology annotation, biological process: rRNA processing. The transcript is spliced from 3 exons. NCBI's taxonomy places the organism in Eukaryota, Fungi, Ascomycota, Dothideomycetes, Mycosphaerellales, Mycosphaerellaceae. Bases 1 to 1614 code for a protein of 537 amino acids. Gene Ontology annotation, molecular function: ATP binding; RNA helicase activity; RNA binding. Gene Ontology annotation, cellular component: nucleolus.
AUGGGCAAAAGAUCGAGAGACGAGGCUGAGGCUGCCUCAGAGGUGACAGAACUCAGCAGCAAGAAGCAAAAAGUCAAGAAGGACAAGAAGGAAAAGAAGGAGAAGAAGGCAAAGCUUGCGGCCGAGAAUGUUGCAGAUGGCGUGGAAGACGAAGACGCCGCUGCGAAAGCAGAGAAAAAGGCGCGCAAGAGGGCUGAGAAGGCCGCCAAGAAGGCUGCCAAAGCGAACGGUGCCGCGACUGAAGAGGAAGAUGUGGAUGUGUCGAAGAACAACGGAAAGACAGUGACCGGCGUGAGCAAGGCAGAAGGAGAUGCAUACUACAAGGAAAAGCAAAUCGCGGUGGAAGAUCCGCUGAAGGAAGCUCUUGGUCCAGUGCUUUCGUUCGACAGCCUACCCUUUGACAAGGAGACGCGAAAAGCAUACUUCUCAGGCUUCAGCACCCCUACGCCCAUCCAAGCCGCUUCGUGGCCAUACCUACUGAACGGCAGGGACAUGAUCGGUGUCGCGGAGACUGGAUCGGGAAAGACCUUCGCGUUCGGUGUACCUUGCAUAAACCGUUUGAAGAAGGACGUCAAGCGCAUUCAAGUGUGCAUUGUCAGCCCUACGAGAGAACUGGCUCUGCAGAUCCAGGAGCAAAUGACCAAGCUCGCCAAACCCAAGGGUCUCAAAGCAACGUGCGUUUACGGUGGUAUGAGCAAGGACGAUCAGCGACAAGCUCUCAAAGGUGCACACAUCGUGGUAGCCACACCCGGAAGAUUGAACGACUUCAUCGGCGACGGCACCAUCGAUCUCUCAAACACAAAAUACCUCGUCCUCGACGAAGCAGACCGCAUGCUCGACACUGGAUUCGAGCAAGACAUCAGGAAGAUCAUCACAGCAGCCGCAGACGGCAAGGACAGACAAACCCUCAUGUUCACCGCAACAUGGCCCGAAUCCGUCCGCAAGCUGGCUUCCGAGUUCCUGCGAAACCCAGUCAGGAUCACCAUCGGCGACAACGCAUCCGGCGAACUUCGCGCCAACACUAGAAUCGUGCAGGAAGUCGAAGUCAUCGAAGAGAUGCAGAAGCAGUCCCGUCUCUUCGACGUCCUCAGACAGUACCAAUCCGGCAAAAACAAGAAGGAUCGCAUCCUCGUCUUCUGUCUAUACAAGAAGGAAGCCACGCGUGUUGAAGAAUCCAUCCGACGGAGAGGCUUCCCAGUAGCCGGCAUCCACGGCGAUCUUAGCCAGCAAAAACGCAUGGAGAGUCUGGAAGCGUUCAAGAACGGCGAGGUGCCGUGUCUCGUAGCUACAGAUGUCGCUGCUCGAGGACUGGAUAUCCCAGCCGUGAAGGUUGUGAUCAACGUCACCUUCCCCCUGACUGUGGAAGACUAUGUUCAUCGUAUUGGAAGAACCGGUCGAGCUGGCCAAGACGGCCGAGCCAUCACAUUUUUCACUCAGAACGAGAAAGGUCUCGCGGGCGCUUUGAUCAAUGUUCUCAAGAAAGCUGAUCAGCCUGUGCCAGAGGAGCUGAUGAAGUUUGGAACGACAGUCAAGAAGAAGGGCCAUGAUGCCUACGGCGCGUUCUUCAAGGACACGUCUGAUGCGAAGACGGCGACUAAGAUUACGUUUGAUUGA